AGGAAAACAAGAGAUAUUGACAAGAAAUAUCAAGUUAAUUUGUAAAUUAUUUCAUCAGGAUCACGAUGAAAUACAUAAACCUAUAUUGUAAUACAUUAAUAACUUAAAUGUAAUGAUAUAGAACUCGGAAACGGCCCCAAAUGAACAGUAGAAAGGGCCAAUAAAUGGGGCUUGGUAGCCCUGGUGGAAGACUUGAAAUUUCUGUUCUGUAUAAUUUGAUUAUUGGUUUGGAAGUUCAGUUAUUCCUUUAGUGUGGCUCAGUAUCAAAAAAUCCCCAUGAGUACACCAAAGAGAGAGGGAUACGAAAAGAGUGACGAUCAACAGCGAAGAAAAUCUAGUGCCACUCGAUCUAGCAUGCAGAACCGGGGAAGUGCCUCUGGUAAUUCUGGUGUGCUCAUGGUUGGGCCAAACUUCAGGGUUGGAAAGAAGAUUGGGUGUGGAAACUUUGGAGAAUUGAGGCUUGGAAAAAAUUUAUACAACAACGAACAUGUGGCUAUAAAGUUGAAUAUAUUUGAAUUGGAACCUAUGAAAUCAAGAGCACCACAACUUCACUUAGAGUACAGAUUUUACAAGCAGCUCGGACAAUCUGAUGGCAUUCCUCAAGUUUACUACUUCGGUCCAUGUGGGAAAUACAACGCACUGGUGCUUGAACUGUUAGGCCCCAGUUUGGAAGAUUUAUUUGACCUCUGUGAUCGCAAGUUUUCGCUCAAGACUGUACUCAUGGUCGCUAUACAGUUGUUGUCACGUAUGGAAUAUGUUCAUUCUAAACACCUCAUAUACAGAGAUGUGAAACCCGAGAACUUUCUUGUGGGAAGACAAUCAACCAAGAAACAGCAUAUCAUUCAUGUUAUUGACUUUGGACUGGCCAAAGAAUAUAUAGAUCCUGAAACACAUAAACAUAUACCAUACAGGGAACACAAAAGUCUGACGGGAACUGCACGCUACAUGAGUAUAAACACACAUUUAGGAAAAGAACAAAGUCGGAGAGAUGAUUUAGAAGCUUUAGGUCACAUGUUUAUGUAUUUUCUUCGUGGAAGUUUGCCGUGGCAGGGCUUGAAAGCAGACACACUGAAAGAAAGAUAUCAAAAAAUAGGAGACACAAAGCGAGCAACGCCUAUUGAGGUUCUCUGUGAGAACUUCCCAGAUGAGCUAGCAACUUACUUGCGCUAUGUGAGAAGGCUAGAUUUUUUCGAAACGCCCGACUAUGACUACUUGAGGAAACUGUUUACUGAUCUCAUGGAGAAGAUGAGCUAUGAGUGUGACUGGCAGUUUGACUGGGUGGGCAGACAAGUGUCGACACCUGUUUCGUUGAGUGCCGCCGACACCGGUCCUUCCCCUCAGAGGGACAACAUUCGAGAGAGGCACAACACAACACACUACAACAGACAGAGUACAAAUCAAAGGGGGAAUGCAUGGGGUGAACAACCACGGCACUCCAAUAAUUUACUUGGUGCCAACCUGGCGGCAGAUAAACAUGGGGGUUCUGUGCAGGUGGUCAGUUCAACCAAUGGUGAGCUUGCGCCGGAUGACCCGACUGCUGGACAUUCUAACACACCAAUCACAGCACAGCAAGAGGUUGAGGUCAUCGAUGAGACAAAGUGCUGCUUCUUCCGGCGACGCAGAAAAAAGAAGGGCCGCCAGACCUAACCAGGAACUUGAGGAAUUUAGCCAUCCUAUGGUUAACCUUUUUCUUUGUACUAGCUGCCAACCAUAGAGAUUUUUCUAGCACUAAAACAAGAGCCACCAAAAACUUACCUUUGCACUAGAUGUCGCCGUAAAAAGAAACAAUUGUAAAAUAGUUAAUGCCAACCAGACUGUGAACAUUAACUCUUGUAUUCUUUACACAAUGUGUGGUUACAUCGGUUUUGUCAUUCCCAGCAUGCCCUGUGUGUGCUGAAGUGGAUACAUCCUGUGGUUGUUUAGUUUUUUCUUUGUGUUUUUUUUUUAAAAUCUAAAUUGCUAGCUUUGUGUACUCUGCGAUCUGUACACCACUGUCGCUCUCUUUUGUGAACAAUUCUUUUAGUGGCUGUACAUUGCCAGUCAUGUGUCCUCCUUUGUCUUGGCCUGCAGGUGCUGUGGGUGCUUCUCUCGUGGAAGACGGAAGCGUGGUAAGACGAAACGCCAGAAAUGACUCGUUGCCUUUGGACAGACCAGGGACACAUUACCACUGCAUUGUCAGGAAGACUCUUAUGUAGAUAGCGAGUCUAAGGACACUAGCAAUCUCGACGGUGUGCAGAAGUUAAGCCCAAGACAUUUCCCCGUGCUUCACACUGGAUACGUCAAUCAGACAUUUCUGUAGCUGCACCACAAAUGCUUAAUAAUAUCUUUAUAUAUAUGUGUAUGGAGUGGAUGUAGUCUUUCUUACUGCAACAAACCUGUUCUCGAACAAGUAACAACUUUUCAGGGUUCAAGGUGGACCCAGAACAUUUAAAGAAAUUUUGGUGAAUAUUUAGCAAAUUUCUAAGUUUUAGUUGGCGAAACAAACUGUAACAAAAUUAACAUUGUUUAAAGCACUGUGUUUCAUUUUCACAAAACUUUUGGCAAUCUAAUAACAAAAUAAAUUUACUAAAUCCAACUUCAAUUCACACUUAGUCAUUCAGCAAAGACAGCAAUGUCUAUUCAAAAGCUUUAUUUAAUUACAGUCCUGUUAUAUACACAACUCUUAAAUGGCACAUUAAAUUUAACACACACAAAAAAAAAUAAGAAAAGAAAACAACAAAUCUAAAAUGUUAAAAACAAAAAAAGGAGACAAUGUUUAACUUGAAAAUGCAAUUGUAUGUACAAGAAAUGGAAAAUAGUAUGGGGUUGUUGUUUUUUCUCUCAAAAAAUAUAUACUAAUGCUUAAAAAAAGAAGAAAAAACCUUGUUCACAAAAGCUUAUUUUUUAAUGCUAUUAUUUUGUUAGUAUGUCCCUAGACUUGAUGUUUUGCAGUAGCUUAGUUUUCAAUGCUAUAUUGUUUUCAAUGUUUGGCUACCUUUAAGACUGGGCAGGCCUGUUCGUUCCAACAUUUUUCAUGUAAAAAAUUGCAAUUUGAUGGUAACCAAGGUUUGAUGUUGAAUGUUUUUGCACUUUACAUUGCUUGCUUAUCUUUUUAAUUUAAAAAUUAUUAUUAUUAUUAAUAUUAUUAUUAUUAUUAUUAUUAUUAUUAUGUUUUGUUAUUAUCAGUACAUUUAAUUUAACAGUAGUUUUUAUUGUGUCAAGACUAUUUGCAUGCAUUUGGUUGAAUUAGUUGCAGUAACUGUUUCCUCGGUGAAUUCCCAGUUUGCACAGCUCCUGGUUUGAUCCAGUAAGUCAGAAGAGAAUGUGAAUUUGUUCAUUUAUUAAUGUGUAUUCCACAACUUAAUAUAUACUCAACAAUAUUAAUUAAAGUAAACCUUUUAAUAAUACUUUGCUUGGGUGAUAAUAAUGUAGCAAGUUUUUAAUCACUGAUGACUUGCAGGCAUUGCUUCAGUAAAAUAUUACUUGUGAUAUACACAGAAAUCUUGCAUAUUGUUGGUUUUUCUUGCAGUUGUGAAGUGUCGAAAUGUACAAUCUUCUAAGAGUCAUUACACAUUGGUUUGUAAUGAUACUUGUCAUUUUGGGUUUUUUACUCAAAAUUGUUCAAAUCAUUAAAUUUGAGAGCAUGUCACAACGUCAACACUUUAAAAAGGAAGAAGCUAUGUUUCAUUUUUUACUGGCCUUUUAAUUAAUUUUGUUGAGAAUGUAUACGUUGUGUAUCUUCUACCACUAAGUACAUUUAUUUAGAUUUCUGAUGAAAACAUUGUUUUACAUGUCAGGUACAAUGUAUCUAGGCUAUUCCCACAAAUGACCACUUGGGAACAUGGAGGUAACAUCUUUGUCAGUCUGCUGGAUUAAAACGCUUUUGGUUUUUUACAUAUUCCUUGUUGGAUGUGACAAAUAAAAUAAAAAUUGGGGUGAGGGGGAAGAAGGUAAGGAUAAUAUUCUGGUUAUAAGGAUAUUUUUGUGGGAUUGAGUGUUGGGGACUAGUGGAUGGGUAUUCUACAAAAUGUUUUUGUGUAUUUAAAUAAUACUGACUAAAAAAAGUUCUUGUGCAUACUUUAGAAACGGUUGGUAUAAAUUUAAUGAUAUUGAAUGAAAAAUAAAUUGUUUUCACAAAAUUAUUUAUUGAACAAGAUUAUUUUCACAAUUAUGGCAUGUCCACACAAGUCGCACAUUUCAACCAUUUACAGACUUUACAGUUGGGUUGAGACCAUUUUAUCUGUUGCACAGGAACCUUUCUGUGAGUAUAUUUAAUGAUUAGUGACUGGUUGUAAUUAAUGGGAUUUUAUUCUGUGAGGAUUUUAAUAUAUUGCCUCCCACAUUCCACCCCUCAAGUGUUCAUUUCUGGAACAACCCAUAUCUAAUAACCAAAACAUUCAUUAGAUGUAUUAUUUUCUUUCACUGAACACUGCCCUAAUUAUUACAAUGUAGAAGUAAAAUAAAAGGUUGGGGUUUUUUUGGACAAAUUACUUGACUUGUCUGACUUAACAGAUGUAAUGAUUUGGUUUACCUAGUUUACAGUAAACACCUCUUGAUUACGAAACUGGAUCAGAAUUGGUAGUUGUAUGCAAUGCUGUUUAAAUGUACUAAGUAAAAUCUUCUUGGACUACACAAUCAUAAAUGUUGUUUUCAGUUUGCCGUUGUAUGUAGAAUGAGAAGCAAAUUAGUUUCAUGUAAUCUGUUACAUAAAAAUGUGUUGUGAUAAUUGAAUUCAAUCUUACAAAUGAAAAGAUGUUUGUUUCUUUCAUCGAAACAGUCAGGAGGACUAAAAUUUGGAAGCAAUAUUCAUUUUUGUUUUUAAAAUAAAAUUGUGUUUGUUGCAGUAUCUAUAAACCGAUAAGGUAUGUUAAUGUAUGUAUUAUGCAUUGUUUGCUAUUCAGUACUAUUUUAGUCUUUAUCAGUUACUUUGCCCCGAUUGCAAACAUUUUAUUAUUAUUUUCCUCUUUUUUUUUUUCUUUUUUCUCAUAUAAAAUUUAAUUUUAGAAUGAAGUGUUAUGAGUAAAUAUCUGUUGGGAUGAAGUUCCAUUGUGCAUGAUAAAAUACUUGAAUCAUUGAACAGUCAAUGGUGAAAUGUUACACCUAAAAAAUCUUUUUAAUAUAACGUUCAAAAUAUUUGUGCCAUAUAUUUUUGUUUAACUUUUACCAAAGAUUAUUUAUAUAACUUGACACAUCAGUCAUUUUAUUUGUCCCAAACAAUGACUAUUAGCAUUUUAAAUUGGCCAGGACAAAUUAUUUAAAGUGUACACCUUUAAAUUAAUUUAUUAAUUGGGUCAGUUUUGUUAUAAAUGGAUACUGUUUAUAAAAUCUGUUAGAACAUCUUUUUUUUUUCUUUCUUUUUUUUCUUCAAAUAUUUAUAUUUUGGUGGUGCCAGUGGGUGUCAACAAAACAUCGAAUGAAAACAAAUGUUUAUUGUGCAUUUCAGGGAACGCAGAUCAUUCCAAGUAUAUGUAAUUAAGAGAAAAUGCAUUGCCAAAUGUACAUUGAUAUUCAACAUAAUUAGGUUAUGAAUGCAAGCAUGAUAUGUCUUGUUUCAGAUCUGUUUCUUCAUAUUUGAAUCUGUUUCAGAAAUGCUCAAAUAGUUUGGUAACAGUUCCUUUCAAGUGCCCAUAAAAUAAUAUCGAAGUCUAUCUGCUUUUAAAAAUAAAUUAGUCAUUUCAGAAUACUUAACAACAACAAAAAAACAAAAAAUUGUUAAAGUAAAAACAAUUCCUAAAAUAUGAUAAUUAAUGAAGCUGCCAUGAAUUUUUUUGUAGUUUAACAGUUGCUUUUCUCAUUUGUCAUGAAUAAAUUGAUUCACCAAAGCUAACUAAAAACCAAAGAAGUUGAUUUUAGUUUCUUUAGAAAAGCAAACAAGAUAGGAAGAAAGAUCUAAGUAAAUAAAUCAACUGACAGUUUCAUGUCUUGUGGUAAAGUGGAUGCAGCUGGGUUUUGUACAGAUUUACAAGAACACAUAGAAACCUUCUUAUCAAAUAAUAGGUUGAUUCAUGUUGAAUGUGCAACAUAGUGAUCAGUUACUUUUUUAAUGUUUGGCCCAAGUCAUUUAUUUGAAUGUCACAUUCAGAAGGUUACAGGUUAACCCAAAUAAGACAAAGGAUGUAUAUGUUUUUUGUUAAUAUUAUCUGUUCAAUUGCAGUCAAGGGUUAGGGGCGGUUACUAUCAUUUUAGGAUAACAUCAGUGAGUAUGUUACCCGUAUUUGUUCAACAUAGGUUUGUGAUGUCUGUGUUUGUUAGACAAAAAAAAUAAAAAACUGUUAAAAGAGUUGGGGUGUUGGAGUCUUUGGGUUUCUAUUGCUUCACACCUUAAUUUGUACAUAAUUUUUAAAAAAGGCUUAUAAAACUGUCAUAUUUAGUCAUUUUGUAUAUGGACGCUGCACAAUUGUAUGUGGAGUAAUGUUUUUGUUGGUGCAACUUAGAAGCAAGUGUGUUCAACCCGUUUUCUCUGGUGAUGUGUACUUCUUCAGUGUCUACAAUGAUUUCCGAUGAUCAAAUUUGAGCUUUAUUGUCUUAUCAGCAGUGACCGUCAAGUGUCGUUCCCAGCCUGUCCAAAGGCGAGUGUUACUGUCGUCGUCCAUGCUGUAUGGACAUCAGCUGAGUGAAGAAUACUACAUUACAUGUACAUACGUAUACCCUUUGUUACACUUGUGUAUAUAAGUAUAUAUAUAUUAAGAUUACAUAGUAAGAUCAUAUGUGUAUUUAUGUUCUUUAACAUGCAUCACAACUUGUGGCCGUCUGUUGUGUGACCAGAAUGAAUGCUUUUGGGCAUCUGUCAGACAUUGAGAAACGGGGCACAGUUAAUUUCAUCUCUUCAUGAGGUGGGGUUUUUUUUACUUCACUGAGAAAUCUCUAUGGUUGUCACAGCUAAUCUCUUGUGUGAUUUCGGUUGGGGUGUAUCUUCUAGUCUGUAUUAAUUAUUAUGCAUUCAACUUGUUUAGCUGUAUUUUAAAGACUUUUUUUAUGUAUUUGUUUUAGACUAAAGUUGAUUGCAGUAAAGCAGCACUGUUUUGUCAUGUUGUGUUAAACCUUGACACUGAUUACACUUUGACAUCAUUCUCAUUCUAGCAGUAGGUCAUCACAUUGUGAAAAAGCCAUUAAACUUGUAUUCAUGAUUCUCUUGUGACACUACAUGCUACAAGUCAUUUAUAGUUUGUGGCAUAUUCAGAAUUGUUUUUAAUUCUUUCUAGUUUUUAUUGUCAGCUUUAAACAUACCUUUGUAAUUGAAAAGUUACUGUAAUCCUAUAAAUGAAGUGAAUAUACAUAAUAAAUUUUCUGGCCUGUUUUAAAUAUAAAUUAUUAUUAAAAUUUUACAACUGAAAUGUCUCCAAAACACUAAGAAAAACCAAUCAUUAUACUUAUAGGUAACAUGUUUACAUCUAUAUCACAAUAGAUCGAAAACAAAGAAUUACUUCACAGGUGUGCUAAACACUAAAGUGGUUAAAUUUAAUAGUGUUAUUAUGAAAGGUUGUUCACUCUACAAAUCCACUCUACAAUAGGUAUAACAAGUUGUUUAGACAAACACCAGGGCCAGUGGAAAAAUAUGUUAAUCUGGUUUAUACAUUUCACAUUAGAUCAAAUUAGGAAUCGGUCAAAUCAUUUAGUAAUAAAUUGAAGUUAAUGAAAUCAAUUGUUGAAAAUGCUUAGCUGGUAUAUUAUGACAGGUGCCCAUAGCUGUAUGGGUUUUUUUAACAGGUUUACUUUUUGUUUUAUAGCACUUGGUGGAAACACAAUAGUGUUCAAGGACAAUGUGUGAUAUUUCCCUAGGUAUUAUAUCAAUGUGACAGGCUGUUUGGUGGAAUUUAUUACAUGUCCAAUGUUAUUUUCUGAAAUUUAAGAAUCUGUGAUUUUGUUCUUAAGUUCACAUUUGUAUAAAGGGCCAAUUCAAUGUUUUUAGUUGCAAAUAUUGCUUGAUGUUGUAGCAUUUAUUUAAGAAAAAAAUUAAUUGUUUUGUUUUUUUUGCUUUGCUUUGCUUUUUUUUUUUUUUUUUUAAUGUUCAGUCUCAUUGAGAGAUUUUCUCUGACAACUUGUUGGUAUGUGUGAACUGUUUGGUUAUUUUAUUAUGGCUUCAGUCAUAUCAUAUGUCAUAUUUGAUUUGUAAUGGUCUGUCUUUCAUACCAUAAUAGUCCAAGACCCAGUGCUCUCAUUUUAUUCUAUUCACUUUGGGUCUGGGCUUAAUUUUUAAUCUAGAAUCAUGUACAUAUGCUCAUUAUCAUUGUCAUAUUUUAUUUUGUCCAUUUCAUUACUAACUCAUUUAGGGUGUGUUCACGCAGUACGACUUGUAGAGUGAUCUCUAGCAUUCAAUUCAGUUGCAUCAACAUGUUUAACAUUGGUAAUUAAAAAUGGUGUAUGAUCGUUUUAACUCUAUAACUAUAUACCUAAUAUUGGCUUUUGAUUAAAAACUGCAGUGGUUUUGUUAAAAACAAAACAAAUUCUCAUCUUAAAUAACAAAAAAAGAGUAGUAAAUGUAGGCAACAACAAUCUUUUACUUUAAUUUGUUACUACAAGUUGCAUAGUGUGAACAAACCUUAAGUGAAAACAUUUGAAAUGGUACGGUAUUAGUAAGUGUCUGGUCCUGUUAACUUUUCUAAGAAUUUGUAUUAACUAUGUGUUCAUUGUGCAUGCGAGGAUUUUAAUGUGAAAACUUGUACCAAUGAAAGGAAUGGAGUUCCUUGUUUAAACUUUGCACACAGGAAUUAAUUUUUAUUUACAUGUAGAUAACCCAAAUACUUGUUGCAUCAUUUGUGAGAGAAAAAGGUACACCAAUAUUUCAGUGGCAAAAUUUUCAUUUAGUUUCACUAUUGACAUGCUAUCAUGUGCUACACACAGAGGACUAUUUAAUAUUUGGGGUGGGGUGGAUGGAUUCAAACUGUAUUAUUGUAUAGCAAACUAAAUUGUAAAGGACAAAUUACUUUCAAAAUAAUAAUUUAAGUAACCAAAUUUAAUAUAUUUAUUUUUUAAAAAUCUUUUGGGACUGCAAAUCCACACUGAGAUAGAUGGCAUGAUGAAUAUUUAUUUGAAUAUUAGGCUCUUUAUAUUACUGUAAGUGAAGUUGCACUUUUGUUUAUUGUUUUUCUUUGUCAAAUGUUAAUACAGAUCUAUGUAUUAUUAUUAUUUCUAUUUCUAAUCCAUUUGUAUAGUAUGUGAUGGAAUAAUGGUACUCAAUAACAAAAAGGGAAAAAAGAGUAAAAAUAACCUGCUAUGAAAAUAUUUCUGACUGUUCACCACAAUCUAAGGACGGGCAUUGGCAGUGUAGAAAAUCUCACUUUUAGCUUUGGUUUUAACAAACGGUUAAGAAGAGUUACGGUUCCUUGCUGUGUAGUCGUGAUGGCCGUCAUGUUGGCUCUUGGUCAUUUAUGAUGCUGCUGUAUGUAUUGCUCACCCGAGAGCAACAUUUUAGAUGAUAAUUGUAAAGUGACGAUGCAAAAACUUGGCCGAUAUAUAUUCUUUGUAUGAUUUGUAUUUUAAAUAUACAUGUACUAUGUACCUUUAUGUUUGUGCUGAAUACAUGAUAGAAAUGAAGCAUUUGUUCACUUACCUGCUGUGGUCUUCAUCUGAAAUAAACAAUUUGAAGCAGCA
Gigantopelta aegis is the source of this 9570-nucleotide messenger RNA. Its product is annotated as casein kinase I-like. The record is from RefSeq and is a predicted model, not a curated record. Gene Ontology annotation, biological process: positive regulation of canonical Wnt signaling pathway; peptidyl-serine phosphorylation; endocytosis. Bases 277 to 1647 code for a protein of 456 amino acids. NCBI's taxonomy places the organism in Eukaryota, Metazoa, Mollusca, Gastropoda, Neomphalida, Peltospiridae. Gene Ontology annotation, molecular function: ATP binding; protein serine/threonine kinase activity. The transcript is spliced from 12 exons. Gene Ontology annotation, cellular component: plasma membrane; cytoplasm; nucleus.